Messenger RNA from Cololabis saira (Pacific saury), 3974 nucleotides. RefSeq names its product phosphofurin acidic cluster sorting protein 1-like. Bases 376 to 3096 code for a protein of 906 amino acids. The record is from RefSeq and is a predicted model, not a curated record. Gene Ontology annotation, molecular function: transmembrane transporter binding. The transcript is spliced from 24 exons. Lineage: Eukaryota; Metazoa; Chordata; Actinopteri; Beloniformes; Belonidae. Gene Ontology annotation, biological process: protein localization to plasma membrane.
GCUCUGGCUCGGCCGCUGCUCAGUGCUCGCUGAGCGACUUCUCCGAAACAAAUUUCCGCUUCCUGCAUAAACAACAGCCACCAACGCGCACGAACCUCCGCAGGGGGAGUCAUUGCCGCCUGCUUUUAAAAAAAUAAUAAUUUAUUAUUUUAUCCGGGGGGUGGGGAACAAGCGCCCGACGACAGCGAUGUCUCCUCGGUCUUGGCGGUGAUUGGCACGAGAAACGGAGCAACUUUCCGUCGGCUGCACCAGCCGGAGCCGUGAAAAGAGAAGAAGAAGAAGAAAGAGGGAGAAGGAGAAGGAGCGACCUCGCUGGAGAAAGAGGGGCCCCCCUCGUUUGCUCCGUCUGAAAGCCCCCCCUUGCCAGCCUCGGGGAUGUCGGAGCGCGGAGGGCUCCCGCGGACCGGGGGCGUCCCCUCCCCGCACAUGCAGCCCUGCAAGCCGGUCAGCAUCUCCUCCAACCGCCCGGUCCACAUGAACCUGUACGCCACCUGGGAGGUGGACCGCUCUUCCCCCAGCUGCGUGCCCAGGCUCUUCAACCUGACCCUGAAGAAAUUGAUCAUGCUGAAGGAGCUGGACAAGGACCUCACCUCCGUGGUCAUCGCCGUCAAACUGCAGGGCUCCAAGAGGAUCCUGCGCUCCAACGAGAUCCUGCUGUCCUCAGCGGGGCUGACGGAGACAGACUUGCAGCUCACCUUCUCCCUGCAGUAUCCACAUUUCCUGAAGAGGGACGCCAACAAGCUUCAGAUCAUGCUGCAGAGACGGAAGCGAUACAAGAACCGGACCAUCCUGGGCUAUAAGACUCUGGCCCUGGGCCUCAUCAACAUGGCAGAGGUGAUGCAGCACCCGAGCGAGGGGGCCCAGGUCCUGGGGCUGCACAGCCAGCUGAAAGACGCCUCGGUGCCCGUCGCCGAGGUCCGAGUCUACUCUCUGUCCAGCCAGCCCAUCGAUCACGAGGGACCCAAGGCCAAGAUGUCCGAUCGCUCGCCUGACAUUGACAACUACUCUGAAGAAGAGGAAGAGAGCUACUCCUCAGAGCAGGAAGGCAGCGACGAUCCCAUCCACGGACAGUAUCUGUAUGACGAAGAAGACGAGGUGAGAAAGAAGAAGCCGAGGCGGAAGCUCCCUUCCAAUGCUGCCAUCACCAGACAACCCAACAUCAAGCAGAAAUUCGUCGCUUUGCUGAAAAGGUUUAAAGUCACAGAUGAGGUCGGCUUUGGCCUGGAGCACGUGUCGAGGGAGCAGAUCCAGGAGGUGGAGGAGGACCUGGAUGAGCUGUACGACAGCCUGGAGAUGUACAACCCCAGUGACAGCGGGCCGGAGAUGGAGGAGACCGACAGCAUCCUGAGCACACCCAAACCCAAGCUGAGGCCCUUCUUUGAAGGAAUGUCGCAGUCCAGCUCGCAGACGGAGUUUGGCAGUCUGAACAGCAAAGGCAGUUUGGGGCGAGACACUUUCAGUCCGCAGGGGGAGCAGCCUCCUCUGGAGAAGAUGAAACUUUCCCGCAGCCGGCAGCUGGAUGAGAUCCAGUCUGAAACAGACACUCUGGAGCUAACGGACCAGGAGCUGUUUGCCGAGGUGGGACCCUGCAUCAUGGUGUCGGUGGCAGAGAAACCACGCACACCCCUGAAGAGCAGCAAAAAUGAAAUCCAGCCCAUGUCGUCACCAAGGCUGGAGGGAGUCCACACCCCCAGGCAGAAACGCAGCGGCAGCACCCCCAUGAAGGAGAGGCAACUGUCCAAACCCCUCAGCGAACGCACCAACAGCUCGGACUCGGAGAGAUCCCCGGAGCUGGGACACAGCACACCGGUCUUGAGGAAAGCUGUGUAUGACCAGCUGAACCAGAUUCUGCUGUCAGACUCUGCGCUCCCCGAGAGCCUCAUCUUGGUGAACGGCACCGACUGGCAGGGGCAGUAUGUGGCAGAGCAGCUCCAAGGACAGAGGCACCCUGUGGUCUGCACGUGCUCAGCAGCAGAAAUCCAGGCAGUGCUGUCUGCCGUGCUUACACGCAUACAAAAGUUCUGUAACUGUAACUCGUCCAUGCCCAGAGCUGUGAAGGUGGUUGCCGUGGGCAGCCAGAGUUACCUGGGAGCCAUCCUGCAGUUUUUCGUCACUCAGCUGGCCAACAAGACGUCCGACUGGCUCAACCACAUGCGCUUCCUGGUGGUGCCUCUCGGCUCCCAUCCUGUUGCUAAACACCUUGGAGCCCUCGACAACCGCUACAGCUCGUCCUUCCUGGACGGGGCGUGGCGAGACGUGUUCAGUCGCUCUGAGCCACCUCAUACAGAUCAGUUGGACGUAGCAGGAAAAAUCACCCAAUACAUCAGUGGAGCCACAGUCACACACCAGCUGCCCAUCGCCGAGGCCAUGCUCACCUGCAAACACAGAACGCGAGAUGAAGACUCCUACCAGAAGUUCAUUCCUUUCAUCGGGGUGGUGAAGGUCGGCCUCAUCGAGUCCGGAUCUUCUCCAACAGGAGAUCAAGAGGAGGGCGUGGCGGUGAGCCUGGCUGUCCCCUCCACGUCCCCCCCAUCACACGGCUCCCCCACAGGGAUGAUCAAAGAGGCAGCCACACCCCCCUCCUCCCCCUCCAUGGGCAGCGUCCUAGCAGUGCAAGGGAGCCCCAGCAUGUCCCACAGCGUGGACGCCAUCGGCCUGCAGGUGGACUACUGGCUGGCCUCCCUGGCCGAGAAGCGGCGGGAGGGCGAGCGCCGCGACACGGGCUGCAAGAACACGCUGAAGAGCGCCUUCCGCUCGCUGCAGGUCAGCAGACUACCAGGAGGGGGCAGCAGCGACCCGCAGCCGCUGGUCAACACCAUGGCCAUGACUGUGGUCACCAAGGAGAAGAACAAGAAAGUUCCCACCAUCUUCCUGGGAAAGAAGCCCAAAGAGAAGGACGUGGACUCGAAGAGCCAGGUCAUCGAAGGCAUCAGCCGACUCAUCUGCUCGGCCAAGCAGCAACAGACCAUCCUAAAAGUGUCCAUCGAUGGUGUGGAGUGGAACGACGUGAAGUUCUUCCAGCUGGCGGCGCAGUGGCCCACCCACGUCAAAUACUUACCCGUCGGACUCUUCGGCUACAGCAAGCCUCCCUCGUAGGGUCGGGCUCGCUUCAGCCCCCCGACCGCCCACCUGACCGUGCACUCUCCUCAAUCCUGUCACACGCUCUUCUGCACGGAUCCCGCCCGCCGGCGCCUGCAGUUGUGCGUAACAGAUGUUAAGCAAGAAGCCGGACCGUUUACUUCGUUUACUUCCGCCACAGCUGCAGUCGUCUUAUUUCUCUUCAGGGACAGCGAGGACGAGGAGGAGGGUGGCGUUGGGGUGCAGCGCUGUUACUAGUCACUUUAAUGCCCCCUUUUUUUGUGUGAUUGUGUGUGCAGUGAGUGUGCAUGCACACGUGAAUGUAAAAGUGUGUGAGUGUGUGUGUUUUAAAAGGGGAUCACAGCACAAGUUUAUUAGCUAACUGCCAUUAACGUUUCCGUUCUAACGAAUGCAGCCGCAUGUAACAGCCAACUGGUUUCACGUUUAACCACCGACGCCUGAGCCCCCACCCCCACACGCAUGCGCCGAUCUCGCUGAUAACACAACUGAUGUGCCAGAAAACGCAUCUUAAAUUAAAAAAAAAAAGAAAAAAAAGUCAUGUUUGCAUGAACGAGUGCAAACAGGAAGUGUCCACAGCUCACAAAAUGCCACCAGACAAAAAAUAACAACAAAAUAAAGCUCCUACAAACCCUUUCAUAACAUUCAUACCCUUCUUUAAUUUCAAGGGCUUCCAUUUAACAGGUUUAAAUAGUUCUUCUCUGCACCAAAACAGGUCAUUUGGGUGUCUAAGUAAAAAAAAAAAGGAAAAAAAUGAGUAUAAACAUAAAGGGGAAGUGUCUUUUUCUUAAUCGUGCUGUAGUGAAAUGCAGUAAACCUUCCCGUUCAAGCUGUGUGAUGCCUAGUGGAUGUUAUAGUAUUAAAAAAAAAAUUUGAAA